Messenger RNA from Belonocnema kinseyi, 4389 nucleotides. It is a transcript of the gene Vps35, whose product is annotated as vacuolar protein sorting-associated protein 35. The record is from RefSeq and is a predicted model, not a curated record. The coding region runs from base 308 to 3874 and encodes 1188 amino acids. The transcript has 14 exons. Lineage: Eukaryota; Metazoa; Arthropoda; Insecta; Hymenoptera; Cynipidae. Gene Ontology annotation, biological process: retrograde transport, endosome to Golgi; intracellular protein transport. Gene Ontology annotation, cellular component: retromer complex; late endosome; retromer, cargo-selective complex.
GCAUAGGCGUAGGAAACUAAUUUCACUCAUUUUUAGGUUAUAUUUUGCGGUUGGAAGAAAAGUCUAUUAUACUUAUAAGCAAAAAUUUAUUAUAUAGCAACAUUUUGCCAUAUACAUAUGGCCAUAUACAUCUCGUUUUUAGUUUAUCAUUAUUAUUAAAUAGCAUUUCAAUGAAUGCAUUCUCCGAGAAAAUGUGUAAAUGCAUCAAAAUUAAACAAUACAACAACGUAUAGGUUAUAAUGAUUGUGUUUAAUUAUCACGUGAUUUAAUUACGCAGUGAUUAAAGUUUUAUCUCCUAUUUUCGCCAAUGCAGCAAAAAAACGAUAAAAUGGUUAUCGCGACAGAAGAUUGCUCAGAAAUUAAAAACGCCUCGCAAGAAAAUGCUGCUCUGCAAAACGAAAUUUUGAAUCAUGUAUCACAUUCCAGAGCUAUUUUUAAAUGCCAGCAUAAAGACGAGCCUGAAUUAUCCUUCGAGGAAAAAAAGAGCAUCGCCUUAAAUCUCCUCGAGAAAAGUCCUCCCCAGUUUCUCGCAAGAUUUGGUAAUUUUCUCAAACUAGAAUACCUCUCCUACUUCAGGAAUAUCAGCAACGACUAUGAAAUUUCAUUUUAUCUGAAAAGACUCCAAAGGUAUUUCGACAGAGAGCAGAGACAGGUCGACGUGAAAAAUAGAAGAUACGAAGCUUUGAAAUCGCUCGUGGAAAAGGGGGAAUAUUUUAGCGAAACUGAAAUGAUGAAGCGAAAUCCAUUGCUUUAUGAUCAGUUAGUUGGGAGGUAUUUAACCGAGGAAGAGAAGAAAGCGAGGGAUAAUAUAGAUACUCAAAAUAUCACUUUUGUCAAUUUAUUAAUGGAGAGUAUUGAAAGAGACAUGGUCAGAAAUUUUAAACAGGGCCAGCAAGAUGCCGAGGAUGAAAUUGACGUGGAAUGCGAUUCUGACGAAGAAGGAAGUAAAUGCGAGAGGAAAAUGGAAAAUGAGGUAGAAGAUGAUAACGAGGAGGAAUUUGAUUCCGACGAGGACAGUGAGGGAGAAAAUAGUUCCAUAAAAAAAGAUAAAACCCCGGAAAGAACGAAUUUGGAGGAGAAACAAGAGAAAUUUCAGGAGAAUAAGAGUGUGAAUAAAAAUUGGGGUGAAAUUUCUCAUCUGAAGGAUACUUAUGAGUCAGAGAAACACGAAAAACAGCAGAGAGAUUUGUUCUGGUAUCAAAUUCCUAGUAAUGAACAGAGAAUGUUGAAACAAGAGUUUGUUUCGUAUAUGUACCAAAGUUUCAUGGAUGGCAGGGAUCUAGAUUUUGAUUACAGUGCCAUAGAUGAUAACGAGGCUUACGAUAAUGUGGAAGAGAGAGCUCAAGACGAAGAAGAGAAAUAUUUCGAUUCCGAAUCGCCUGAAACUAUUGUUCCGGAAAAAGUGUCGAUGGAAGAUGAAUCUGAGGAUGAACUGGAGGCUUAUAUGAAAACUCUAAAGCCUUCGACACCGUCGAUGACAGGACUCGAGGAACAGGAAAAGCUGCUCGAGGAUGCCAGCAGUGUCGUCAAAGUGCAGGCUUUUGAAAUGAAACACAAUUUGGAUAAAUCCAAACUCAUGGAUGCUUUGAAACACGCAUCCACGAUGUUGGGAGAACUGCGCACCUCGUUGUUGAGUCCAAAAAGUUACUACGAACUUUAUAUGGCAAUCACAGACGAGCUCCGACACUUGGAACUUUUUUUACUGGACGAAUUUCAAAAAGGAAGGAAAGUCACUGAUUUGUACGAAUUGGUGCAAUAUGCUGGCAAUAUUGUACCGAGACUUUACUUGCUAAUCACAGUUGGAUUAGUUUACAUCAAAACAAAUCCAUGCCUCAAAAGGGAUCUUUUACGAGAUCUUGUCGAAAUGUGUCGAGGGGUUCAGCACCCCUUGAGAGGACUUUUUUUAAGAAACUAUUUGUUACAAUGCACGAGAAAUAUAUUACCAGAUUCUCCAGAAGGAGACGAUGAAGAAGGAACUGUACGUGAUAGCAUCGAUUUUGUGUUGAUGAAUUUCGCGGAAAUGAAUAAAUUAUGGGUGCGAAUGCAACAUCAGGGUCACAGUCGUGACAAGGACAGACGAGAACGAGAAAGGGAGGAAUUGAGAAUUUUGGUCGGGACGAAUCUCGUUCGACUCAGCCAAUUAGAAUCCGUCACAUUGGAUAUAUACAAAAGGCUGGUACUGCCAGGGAUUUUGGAACAAGUCGUUAGUUGCAGAGACGCGAUAGCUCAGGAAUAUCUCAUGGAGUGUAUAAUUCAGGUCUUCCCGGAUGAAUUUCACUUACAAACGUUGAACGCCUUUCUAAAAUCUUGCGCAGAACUGGAAAAGGGCGUAAAUGUGAAAAAUAUCAUCAUUUCUCUCAUAGACCGUCUCGCGGCUUUCAGUCAAAGGUCAGAAGGAGUUGGUGGUCCAGGAAGUCCGAGUCAAAUACCAGGAAUUCCUCAGGACGUCAAACUCUUUGACGUAUUUAGCGAUCAAAUUGCUACCAUUAUUCAGAAUCGGCAAGACAUGCCGCCGGAAGAUAUUGUUUCGCUCCAAGUGGCUUUGAUUAAUCUAGCACACAAAUGUUAUCCGGAUAGAGUGGAUUAUGUGGAUAAAGUACUGCACACAACUGUUCAAAUUUUCCAGAAAUUGAACGUUGAAAAAUUAGAAUAUAACAGUGCAGUUUCGAGAGAACUCGCAAGGCUCAUAAAAAUUCCAGUUGACAAUUACAAGAACCUCUUAGUUGUUCUGCAACUCGAGAAUUUUGCGCCAUUGCUAGAAUAUUUUGAUUACGAGGGAAGAAAAAUGUUGGCGAUAUACGUGAUAACAAAUAUUCUUGAAAAUGAGACGUUGAUUCCCACUCAGGAGCAAGUGGAUGCUGUUCUUUCUAUUGUCGCUCCAUUGGUUCAGGAUCAGCCAGAUCAACCAAAUGUUGAAGAAGACCCGGAAGAUUUUGCCGAGGAACAAGGAUUGCUCGGAAGAUUGAUUCAUCAUUUUAAAUCCGAAACUGCUGAUCAACAGUACAUGAUUUUGAGCGCAGCAAGAAAGCAUUUCAGUGCUGGUGGAAAUAAAAGGAUAAAAUAUACUCUUCCCCCAAUUGUCUUCCAAGCGUAUCAACUCGCUUUCACCUACAAAAGUUUAAAAGAAGAGGACGAAAUGUGGCAGAAAAAGUGUCAGAAGAUCUUCCAGUUUUGCCACACGACAAUUACAGCAUUAAUGAAAGCAGAACUCGCCGAAUUGCCCCUGAGACUCUUUCUCCAAGGAGCAAUCGCGAUAGGAGAAAUUCGUUUCGACAACUUUGAAAUGGUGGCCUACGAAUUUAUGAGUCAGGCUUUUUCGAUUUAUGAGGACGAAAUUAGCGACUCGAAGGCUCAAUUAGCAGCUAUUACUUUGAUAAUUGCCACCUUCGAACAGAUGAGUUGCUUCGGGGAGGAAAAUGCAGAACCUGUGAGAAAUCAGUGCGCUCUUUAUGCAAGCAAACUUUUGAGGAAACCUGACCAAUGUCGAGGAGUCGCUACCUGUUCUCAUAUAUUCUGGUCGGGUAAAUCCUUGGCAACUGGUGGAAAAGAGAUGCAAGAUGGAAAUAAAGUAUUAGAUUGUUUGAAGAAAGGUAUACGAAUAGCGAGCCAGUGUAUGGACAUUUCUGUCCAAGUUCAACUCUAUGUCGAGCUGCUGAACCAUUAUAUUUAUUUUUACGAGAAGGGAAAUACAGCCGUAACCGUCCAAAUUCUGAAUCAAGUUAUCGCCAAAAUCAGAGAAGAACUUCCGAAUUUAGAAGUGAGCGAAGAAACCGAACAGAUUCAAAAGCAUUUGGCAAAUACGCUAGAACACUUGCGAAAUAGGAUGGAGUCGCCAGAAUCCGAAGGAUUGUCGUACGACGGUCUUGUUCUUUAAUUUGUGAACUUAUAAUUCGCGACUUGUAAUUUUGUAUAUAUUUCUUGUUCACAAAAAUUGGUCCUUUUGUCGCUUCCACAGCGCUUCGGCAAUUUGGGAAAGAUUUUGUGAUAGUUUUGACUGAGAUAGGAGAAAUGAAAAAUGAAGUGUCUUUGAUUUAAAACCGCAACGUCCGAGGUUGUUAAAUUUUUAUAGAAGAUGUCGAUUGUCUUCAGAAUUAUUUUCUUGUUAACCAUUGAAUGGAAUUCGAUCUUGCGGUUUUCAAAUCGAAUUAAUCAAUUUUUAAGAGGCUUCGAUGAGGUCAAUAUCAGUGUUGCUAUGUCGUCGUGAUUUUUCUACUGUUUUCAUUAUCCUCCGUUUAUAUUUUUAUGUAUCAAAAAUAUUGAGCAGAGCCGAUUUUUUGGAAAUGAAAAGUAGAUCGUUUGUAAUGUUUUAAGUGCGAUUGGUAUAAAUAUGUAUGAUACAUAGGCACUUUAUGUAUAUUAGGUUUAAUACGAUUAAAGUAAUAUUAUAAC